This is a messenger RNA of Ostertagia ostertagi, 285 nucleotides long. Lineage: Eukaryota; Metazoa; Nematoda; Chromadorea; Rhabditida; Trichostrongylidae. The record is from the annotation of a GenBank genome assembly.
AUGCGUGAAUUCAAAGUGGUUGUUUUGGGGAGCGGAGGUGUGGGUAAAUCUGCUCUUACAGUUCAAUUCGUCAGCAGUACUUUUAUUGAAAAGUACGACCCUACUAUAGAAGAUUUUUACAGAAAAGAAAUAGAGGUCGAUGGUCAACCCUGCGUGUUAGAAAUACUUGAUACUGCUGGAACCGAGCAGUUUUCAUCUAUGCGUGAUUUGUACAUCAAGAAUGGGCAGGUAUGGCACACUUUCCAGUUCUUUUAUUUUUAUGCAGGACAGCAAUUGAGUUUGUUU